Messenger RNA from Colletotrichum godetiae, 987 nucleotides. RefSeq lists its product as uncharacterized. The transcript has 2 exons. Lineage: Eukaryota; Fungi; Ascomycota; Sordariomycetes; Glomerellales; Glomerellaceae. The record is from RefSeq and is a predicted model, not a curated record. The coding region runs from base 1 to 987 and encodes 328 amino acids.
AUGCCAUGUGCAAUCAGAAGUCAAAGGAAGAACCAAGAGACCAAGAGACUAGACAAUGGGAUUGGACCAAACGAUUCAAGCAGCCGCUCCAACCAAGACUGCGACACGCACACAAACUGGGCCAAGGCUGCACCCAAGACCAGUGACAAGCUGCAAUCGUCAAGUCAACCAUGGAGAGUUGGAGAUGGAUCUACGACUGUAGUAGGGGGCUCAGAACUAGUCAAGAGUCAAGGCUCGAUGGGAGGAAAGGCCAUUCCCAGCACAAUCGCCACACUCCCGGGCAGUCUCCCAGAGCCGGUGCCGUCUUUGCGUCUAUGUGUCCUUGGUGUCUUUCGCGGGACGGUGGAAUUGAGUUUCAAGGGUCCUGGGUCCGCGUCCCACUUGUUCUCCAUUCUUUUCUGGCGCACUCCCACUCAAGACGCGUGUUCAUGGGGGUUCUUGACUCUUGCCAACUUUUUUCUUUCUUCGUUCUUUCUUUCCCCUCUCUCUCCUUUACAAGGUGCGAGGUGCGAGGUGCGAGGUGCGAGGUGUCUGCCCGCAGCCCGUGUGCGGCUGCCAAGUCUGUUGGGGGCACUUGCUUGGUCUUGGACUUGGGAAGGAGCCAAGGCGAAUGAGGGAAAGGGUAACGCAAGGCCCCAGGAAACCAGGAAGGUGCAACUUGUGAGUCUGGAGAAUGGGCAAUGGCCCUGCGGCGCAUUUGCACCCGCGUACUUGCCCAGAUGGUCCCGCCCCUCCGUAUCGAGUACGGUCCUUCCUUCCCUGCCAAACCAUCCACGUAUCCAAGGUCCCCCCAAGGUUGCAGAUGGGAAGGUUCCAAGGUGCUCUGCUUCCUCUUCGGUUUUCUUAGCCGUGUUCGGUGACCGUCACGGUCCUCACCCCGGGCAAGGCUCAAGGUCUGAGGUCCCUGAUGCUCAGGUAAUACGCGCACUGCGCACCGCACACCACCCGCGCACUUCGUACCGUCUUCGGGUCCCUGCCUUACCUUGA